Messenger RNA from Coregonus clupeaformis (lake whitefish), 844 nucleotides. Its product is annotated as urokinase plasminogen activator surface receptor-like. Lineage: Eukaryota; Metazoa; Chordata; Actinopteri; Salmoniformes; Salmonidae. Bases 226 to 687 code for a protein of 153 amino acids. The record is from RefSeq and is a predicted model, not a curated record. The transcript is spliced from 5 exons.
GACCCCUCCUGUUUAGAACAAACCCUGGAGACCUGCAGUGUUGGACAAGUGUGUUCUACAAACACCAGCAGCUCUCUGCAAUCCUCCGUUGUUACUGCCAGAGGAUGCAUCAAUUUUGGCUUUUGGGGAGUUUACAUUAAUAUCUGCUGGGGAAAUGACCGUACAGCAACCGAUCCCAAUGUUGGUUCAAAUUCCAGUAUCAAUGAGAGGAUCGUGAAGGGAUGCAUGGAUGACCAUUUUUGUCAGUCAAGCCCCAAAAUGUCUUUGAAUAUCGGUUUCCAACAAUUCACUUCUUCAUGCUGCAACUCAUCUGGCUGCAACAGUGACACUUUCUCUGAUGACCCCCACAAUGGACUUCAGUGUGCUUCUUGCACUUAUCCAGAAGAUGAUGUUUGUGAUCAGGCUGUGACCUGCCAGGGAGUUCAAGAUCGCUGUCUUAACGGCACAGUGACAGCUAGUAAUGGUCGGUCUGUGACUCUUCGAGGCUGUGUCUCCAGGAGUCUGUGUGGUUCCGGUUCUGACUCCGGUUCUGACUCUGGUUCUGACUCCGGUUCUGUGUCCUGCUGUGAGGGGAGUUUCUGUAACAGAAACAGGGCUAUGAAUGACGCCCAGCCUGUAGCACUUACGCUCCUCACUCUGCUAGUUGGGCUAACAACCACCACACUUCUACAAUCAGUUAAUCAAUGAAUAUCUUGAUUGGGGUUUCUUGGAGAUUUGCAUAUUUUCCAAUGAGGAUUGGCUAUGUGGGGAUCUGCUUCUGGGGAUUUCACUCCCUGACCUACUAGAGUACUGUGGGAUCUGUUGCUUGUUGCUCAUCAGAAGGCGGCUGAAUUGAUCAAUUCUG